CUCUUUACCACCACCGGCCGUCGUUCGUCCAUCCUCCAUCUUCCAUUUCUUUCUGCACUUCUGAAUGACGGUGCAAAUUGAGGCUCCAGCAGACGAUUGAAGGAAAUGAAACUACAUCAUCCGAGUAAUCACGAUGAGGGAACUUCAGCUCGGACGAGACCUUACACUUUUGAUGAAAUUAUGCUUAGAAGGAAGAACAAGACUGGUACUGCUGAACUAAUGGAUAGUUCUGCUGGUGGUGCAGCUGCAUUUGGUAGAGAAAAAUUUGUGAGGACUUUUGAUAGUUUGGAAUCUGAUAGAAGUCGUGAUGUUUCCAUGGCUAGUAGUGUGAGUCAUAAUUCAAAGGAUUCUCAAUUGUUAAGUUCAAGGAAAAAAGAUGGUAGUGAUAAGGAAAGUAAAUUCCUUAAAUGCGCAGAGAAAGAACAUAGAGAGUCAGAAACCAAACGAGAGGCAGUUAGCACUGGUACAAGUGGGAAAAAUAUAAGCAGAUACAUCAUUGAUAAAGAUUCUCACGGUGAGAAGAAAAAAGUUUCUAACUCUCAUGGUGGUUCCAGAAAAAGUUUUGGUGACAGCAAUGCAAAUGACCCAUCCAGGAAGUUGGCUGAUAGAAGUGUUAAGUUAUAUGAGAAGGAAAGAAAAGAAGCUCAUCAUGAUAAGGACAGCUCUCGCAGCAGACAUCUGUACAUGAAGAGAAAAAAUGAUGAGUUGCUAAAUGUGGCUUCUGUGGAUGAAACUGAAAAGAGACAUUCAAAAAAUCAUAGAAGUACAAAUUGCUAUAAAGACAACAGGAAAGAAAAAUCUGAAAAGGAAAGCACAAGAAAACACCCAAAAGAAGGUGAAGAGAGAACUAAAGACAGCAGUGCACAUAAAAAGCAUGAUUCAGCAAAACUAAGAGUCUUUGAUCGUCCAGAGAGGAAGGACUCAAAGCGAUCUCAUUAUGAAGAACUCAGGCCAAAAAGAAGACGCUCAAAGAGCAGAGAGCAUGAUAAAGACAGACACAGAAAGUCCCGCUCACAUUCUCCAAAGGCACAUAAACAUUCAUCACAUGACUCAAAAAAUCAUGGGGAAUCCUACUCACACCCUUCAAAAGAUAAAUCAGGAAGAUCAAACUCUGAGUAUGAUAAGAAUAAGGUAUCCAACAAUGGUGAUACUAGUCAUUUCAAGAGGCAUUCGGUAGUUACAAGUGGGCUUGGUGGUUAUUCACCACGGAAGAGGAAAUCUGCAGCUGCUGCAAAAACUCCUUCUCCAACUAAACGUUCACCAGAAAGGAGAGUUGCUGGCUGGGAUCUCCCACCUGCAGCAGCAGAGAGAAAUCUUCCUGCUCCAGUAGCUUCGGGUGUGCUAUCAUCUGCACAGUCUGUAUCAAUGAAAACUCUUGGGUCAUUUGGUGUGACUACUGGUAGUUUGUUUGCAACCAAAUCUGCCAUGUUCUUCCAAAAUAGUUACCUUUCACCAGUGCAUGCUGUUGAAUCAAUCCAGCUAACGCAAGCAACACGGCCUAUGAGAACACUUUAUGUUGAGAACUUGCCAAAUUCAGUGUCUGAUAAAGAUGUUAUGGAAUGCAUUAAUAAAUUUCUGCUGUCUUCAGGCGUCAACCGUAUUCAAGGGACUAAACCCUGCAUUAGCUGUAUGAUACACAAGGAGAAGGCCCAAGGCCUUCUAGAAUUUUUGACACCUGAGGAUGCCUCUGCUGCACUUUCCUUUGAUGGGAGAUCAUUCAGUGGUUCGAUUCUUAAGAUCAGGCGCCCUAAAGAUUUUAUUGAAUUGGGAACUGGUGUUGCAGAGAAUUCACAGGCUGCUGUUGAUAGGAUAAGCGAUGCUGUAAUGGAUUCACCUUAUAAGAUUUUUGUUGGUGGAAUCUCCGAAGUCAUUUCAUCUGAUAUGCUUAUGGAGAUUGUUAAAUCCUUUGGACAUUUGAAAGCAUAUCACUUUGAGUUGAAUGCAGAUCUUAAUGAACCGUGCGCUUUUCUUGAGUAUGUUGAUCAUUCAGUAACUGCUAAAGCUUGUGCUGGCCUUAAUGGAAUGAAGUUGGGUGGAAAAGUGCUAACAGUUGUUCAAGCUACUCCAGAUUCUUCCCUUGUGGAAAAUGUUGAGAAACCUCCUCUCUAUGGGAUACCUGAGCAUGUUAAGCCUCUUUUAGAAAGUCCCACCAAAGUGCUGAAGCUGAAAAAUGUGUUUGAUCCGAAGGGAUUGUCAGAGCAACAACUUGAAGAAAUUAUGGACGAUAUAAGGCUAGAGUGUGCUAGGUUUGGUACAGUGAAAUCUAUUAAUUUCGUAAAGGAGUACGAAUGUUCCUCGAUGAAAGAACCUGUCAAAGCAAUUGACAGUGAUUCCCCUACCGAGAUUAAUGAUGACAAACCAAGCAUAAUCGAACCAUCAAAUGGUUCUGAGGGUGAUGAAGAUGCCAGCAAAGCUGUAACCAGCGAGAAUCAUAUCGAGGAUUCACCUGCAGAAAAUUUUAAAAAACUUGGAAUCUGUAAACCAGAGACUGAAAGUUCAGUGGCACGUUCUGGAACCGACUGUGUGAAUCCCCCAAAGGACGAACCAGAAAUCAUCAAUAGAAUCGACAGCUCGAGUUCAGCAGUGAAGCUUGAGGUCAAAGAACAAUUAAGCGAGUGCCACAAAAAAUUAGAGGCUUCGGAUGAAAAUGAAGAAGCAAAAGAGAGUGAAACCAAUCUCGACCAAAUCUUCGAGCCGGGCUGUGUUCUGAUAGAGUAUAGAAGAGCAGAAGCUUCUUCCAUGGCUGCACAUUGUUUACAUGGCCGACUCUUUGAUGACCGGACUGUGUCUGUCGAAUAUGUUUCUCUUGACCUAUAUCGGAAGAAGUUUAGCGUGUAGAACACCAAUUUCUGGUUUUUGAACUGUUCAUUAGCCUGCAAUCUCAGAGGCUCCACACGAAAUAUGCUUCGGAGUAGCCACAGAAAAUAGGUUCUUUAUCUGUCUCUGUAGUCUUUACUUAACAUAAAUUAUAGUAGUGUGUACUACGGGUUUAGACGGAGGUUGUCUCGGUGGCUCAUGGUUGUGGGAUGCGCCGCUUUGGUGUAUUGCUUUGUUGCCUAGUCAAUAAUUAGGCAACAAGCAGGCUCUGUAAUAUUUGAAACGUAUUAGUAGUGAAGACAUUAGUUUUCAAGAUGAGCAAAUAAACCCAUUUUAGUGCUUGCUCUAUGCAGUUCACUUUUACUUUCUAAGCCCCCCCGUAAUAGUUGUUCUAAGCCUAAGAAAAUUCAGCAAAAAGAUCAUGCUAAUAUGGCUAGUGAAUCAAACAACUUUGGUGAUGUGUUAAUGAUCAAAGAUUAUGCUUAUUUGAACUCUGUGCUAUCGGAUUAUCUGUGUGAAUCUGAUUGGCUAGUUGAUUCUGGUUGCAUCUUGCAUAUGUCACCAUUUAAAAACCUUUUUUCAAACUAUCAAGAGAUUGAUAAUGAGUUCGACUCUUCGUGAGUUAUUUUUGGCAUGCUUUGUGAUGUUGCCUAGUCUUCGUGACUUGAGAGUACUUAGUGAACUCUCCACCACUACGUGUGUUAUCAUUUGUUGAUUACACAUUUAGUGGUUAUUAGGCUAUGAUGAGUCCCGCGGUUCCUUGUCUAACUAUGUGCACUACUUUGGGCCAAAGGUGGAGAUUGUUAAUUUAUUUGGGUUGGCCCAAGCAUAUUAAUAAUAUUUGACACCCAACCCAACAGCCCAUUUACUCAAGCCCAACCUUUAUUCCUAACCUAAUUAAGCUUACCUUAAUUAGCUCCUAAAUUUCUACUAUAAAUUGAGGCUUCCCCUUUGUGUUUCUUCACCGUGCAAAACUCCUUUCUCUCUUUGUGAGACUUCCGUGUGGGUUUCUUUCUUCCUUUGUGAGUUGAUCUCAGUUCUUCUCCGUUUCUUUGUGAGUGGAGUGUGGCGAGAUUGGGUUGGAGUG
Messenger RNA from Cuscuta campestris, 3904 nucleotides. The record is from the annotation of a GenBank genome assembly. NCBI's taxonomy places the organism in Eukaryota, Viridiplantae, Streptophyta, Magnoliopsida, Solanales, Convolvulaceae.